CAAUUUACACUCUGAUCACGACAAGAUAACGGAUCAACAGUUAGUGUGUGUGUGUGUGAGAGAGAGAGAGAGGGAGAAAUAGAAUAUCCCAAAAUCUUUUUGGUUGACACAGAUAUUUAUAUAUGUUAUCAUCUUUUUUACUGAAUUUAUGAAGAAAACAAAGAAAUGUGAGCGUAAUUAAUCUGGAUCUUUCCCGAUCUGAUUCUUGUUUAGGUAUUUCAGAGGAAGAACCUACUUUCUAGGUGACCUAAUUAGGGCUUAUUUUCAGCCACAGUACUGGUUUUGCUCGACCCGACUGGAUUGUAAAUGUGGUUUUCUUGAAAACCCGGUUUUUAUUUGUUUUCGCUGGAGCUGAAUUCAACAGAAAUUUUGUAACAAGUUUGGAUUUUGAUGAGAUGGGGUUUUCUUAAAAACUGGUUUUAUUUGGUUUCUGAAGCUGAAGUGAACAGAAAUUUUGUAUCAAGUUUGGAUUUUGAUGAGAUGGGGUUUUCUUGAAAAGGGGUUUUAUUUGUUUUCUGAAGUUGAAUUGAACAGAAAUUUUGUAACAAUUUUGGAUUUUGAUGAGAUGGGGUUGUUGAAGAUGGGAUUUUUGCAGUGAAGAGUGACUUAGGUAUAAGCGGAGUAUAAAUUAAAGAAAGCUUCUAUCUUUGCCAUGAUUGAUACAAUUUGAUUACAACAACAUAGCUAGUGUAAUCGCACAAGUGGGGUUUGGGGAGAGGAGAGUAGACUGUACACGAACCUUACCUGUACCUUGAGAGGUAGAGAGGUUGUUUCCAGUAGAGCCUCGGCUCCAAUUGAAUUCAGCAAAAAAGAAUAUGGCAACUCCAGUUGAGCCACCAAAUGGGAUAAGGUCCCCAGGAAAGCAUUACUAUUCUAUGUGGCAAUCCCUUUUUGAAAUUGAUACAAAAUAUGUACCUAUUAAGCCUAUUGGUCGAGGGGCAUAUGGAAUUGUUUGUUCUUCCGUUAACAGGGAAACCAAUGAGAAGGUUGCAAUCAAGAAAAUAAACAAUGCUUUUGAGAAUCGUGUUGAUGCUCUGAGGACUCUGCGUGAACUAAAGCUCCUUCGCCACCUUAGACAUGAAAAUGUGAUUGCUCUGAAAGAUGUUAUGAUGCCAAUCCACAGGCGAAGUUUCAAAGAUGUUUAUCUGGUUUAUGAACUGAUGGAUACAGAUUUACAUCAGAUCGUCAAAUCCUCUCAAACACUCACAAAUGAUCAUUGCCAGUAUUUCCUUUUCCAGUUGCUUCGAGGUCUGAAGUAUCUGCAUUCUGCGAAUAUUCUUCAUCGAGACUUGAAGCCCGGAAACCUGCUUAUCAAUGCUAACUGUGAUCUGAAAAUCUGUGAUUUCGGGCUUGCACGUACAAGCAGUGGGAAGGACCAGUUUAUGACUGAAUAUGUUGUUACACGCUGGUAUAGGGCUCCGGAACUCCUCCUUUGCUGUGACAACUAUGGAACAUCCAUUGAUGUAUGGUCUGUUGGUUGCAUUUUUGCGGAGCUCUUAGGGAGGAAACCCGUCUUUCCAGGUACCGAAUGCCUUAACCAACUGAAAUUGAUUAUCAACAUCCUUGGUAGCCAGAGGGAAGAAGAUUUAGAAUUUAUCGACAAUCCAAAGGCGAGGAAGUACAUCAAAUCACUUCCAUACUCUCCCGGAACACCAUUUUCCCGCCUCUAUCCCCAAGCUCAUCCGUUGGCCAUUGAUCUCCUGCAGAGGAUGCUUGUGUUUGACCCUUCCAAAAGAAUUAGCGUUAUGGAAGCACUUCAACACCCGUACAUGUCUCCUUUGUAUGAUCCAAACACUGAUCCCCCAGCGCAGGUUCCUAUCAAUCUUGACAUAGACGAGGACUUGGGAGAAGAGACGAUAAGGGACAUGAUGUGGACGGAAAUACUUCAUUACCAUCCUGAAGCUGCCACGGUUGCAAUGGAAGUUGUUAUGUGAGCUUAUGUUAGAGCUUUUUGUAACUUAUGUUUUCCCCUGCUUUCAAUAAAUAUCGAGUCUUGAUUCAUCGACAGUUUGAGCUGCGAUGCAUAAAAAGAACUGCUCAAUUACAUAAGCUUGAACUUCUUAAUCUGUAUAUAGGUGUGCUUUUGUACGUCUAAUUAAGGGACCUUUACGCUUAAUGAAUGUACUGACAAUUUUAAUUGUUUUACUGACUGCUUGUGAUGUCUA
Solanum dulcamara is the source of this 2165-nucleotide messenger RNA. Its product is annotated as mitogen-activated protein kinase homolog NTF3. The record is from RefSeq and is a predicted model, not a curated record. Bases 816 to 1934 code for a protein of 372 amino acids. Gene Ontology annotation, cellular component: cytoplasm; nucleus. Gene Ontology annotation, biological process: intracellular signal transduction; protein phosphorylation. The transcript has 4 exons. Lineage: Eukaryota; Viridiplantae; Streptophyta; Magnoliopsida; Solanales; Solanaceae. Gene Ontology annotation, molecular function: ATP binding; MAP kinase activity.